CAAAACAACACAUUUAUAUACAUCAUCAUGUCUUACAAGGUUGCUGAUAUCUCUCUCGCUGCUUUCGGUCGUAAGGAAAUCGAAAUUGCUGAAUCCGAAAUGCCUGGUUUGAUGGCUAUCCGUGAAAAGUAUGGUCCUAGCCAACCUUUGAAGGGUGCUCGUAUUGCUGGAUGUUUGCACAUGACCAUCCAAACUGCUGUUUUGAUUGAAACUCUUACUGCUCUUGGUGCUGAAGUCACUUGGUCUUCUUGCAACAUUUUCUCUACUCAAGAUCAUGCUGCUGCUGCUAUUGCUGCCACUGGUGUUCCUGUUUAUGCCUGGAAGGGUGAAACUGAUGAAGAAUUCGUCUGGUGUAUCAAGCAAACCUUGUUCUUCCCUGAUGGAAAGCCUUUGAACAUGAUUUUGGAUGAUGGUGGUGACUUGACCAACAUUGUUCACGAAGAAUACCCCGAAUUGCUUGCUGGUAUCAAGGGUCUCUCUGAAGAAACUACUACUGGUGUCCACAAUUUGUACAAGAUGAUGAAGAAUGGUACCUUGAAGUUGCCCUCUAUCAAUGUCAAUGACUCUGUUACCAAGUCCAAGUUCGAUAACCUUUACGGUUGCCGUGAAUCCCUUGUUGAUGGUAUCAAGCGUGCUACUGAUGUCAUGAUUGCCGGUAAGGUUUCCGUUGUCGCUGGUUACGGUGAUGUCGGUAAGGGUUGUGCUGCUGCUCUCCGUGCUUUCGGUUCUCGUGUUCUUGUCACUGAAGUGGAUCCCAUCAACGCUCUCCAAGCUGCUAUGGAAGGUUAUGAAGUCACCACUAUGGAAGAAGCCGUCAAGGAAGGUCAAAUCUAUGUCACCACCACUGGUUGUCGUGAUAUUAUCACCGGUGCUCACUUUGAACAAAUGAAGGAUGAUGCUAUUGUGUGCAACAUUGGUCAUUUUGAUAUUGAAAUCGAUGUCGCUUGGAUCAAGAACAACGCUGCCUCUGUUGUCAACAUCAAGCCUCAAGUGGAUCGUUUCCUUUUGAAGAAUGGUCGUCACAUUAUCUUGCUUGCCGAAGGUCGUCUUGUCAACUUGGGUUGUGCUACUGGUCAUCCUUCUUUCGUCAUGUCCAACUCUUUCUCUAACCAAGUUUUGGCCCAAAUUGAUUUGUGGACUAAUCCCGAUAAGUGGACUGUUGGUGUUCAUGUCUUGCCCAAGAAGUUGGAUGAAGAAGUUGCCCGUGCUCACUUGGGUAAACUCGAUGUCAAGCUCACUGAAUUGUCUGCCGUCCAAUCCGAGUACUUGUCUAUCCCUGUUGAAGGUCCUUACAAGCCUGAUCACUACCGUUACUAAAUUUGGUCAGAUCUUUUGAUUCAAAUCUUUCCAUUCCUCUUUUUUUUUUUUUUGUAAUAUAGUAAUCUUCAUCUUUUGAUAUUUUGGAUUUUUUUUUUUUU
Molecule: messenger RNA, 1418 nt
Organism: Halteromyces radiatus
Lineage: Eukaryota; Fungi; Mucoromycota; Mucoromycetes; Mucorales; Cunninghamellaceae
Product: adenosylhomocysteinase
Exons: 4
Coding region: 28-1317 (429 amino acids)
Biological process (GO): L-methionine cycle
Cellular component (GO): cytosol
Molecular function (GO): adenosylhomocysteinase activity
Source: RefSeq, a predicted model, not a curated record